AACACUCUAUCGCUCAUCGCGUUAAUAAUAAUUCCGCUGAACAUGUCGGAAGCUCGCUCUAUUGAAAGCACAGAUGACACACGCAAAGAGUCAGAAGACUUGGCAUCUCCCAUACCUAGCCCCACUCCAGAUGAGAUUGGACUUCUAAGAGAAAUCGUAUUCGUGGGUCUUGUGGUGGGAACUCAAUUGUUGACGCAGGCCUCCUUGGCACAAACAAUUAUUACCGUUGGAACUCUUAGUAAAGAUUUUGAUGUCACAGACAGCCCAGGUGAACAAUCUUGGUUUACAGCUGCCUUCUCGUUAACGGUGGGUACCUUCAUCUUAAUUUCUGGAAGGCUUGGUGAUUUGUUUGGGUAUAAAAAGAUAUUCGUAUCAGCUUACUGUUUCUUAUCAUUAAGCAGUCUAAUAACUGGCUUCACCGUGUAUACCCACUCGGUCGUCUUCUUCGAUGUCAUGAGAAGUCUUCAAGGGUUGGGGUUUUCUUUGGCCUUCCCUAAUGCGCUUGCCAUUUUUGGACACUACUAUCCAAUGGGUCCCAAGAGAAUCUUAUUCAUGUGCUUAUUUGGGGCGGUAGCCCCUGGUGGGUUUGUUAUUGGAAGUUUAUUCAAUACCACCAUCGUCAACCAUGCGUGGUGGCCUUGGGGUUUCUGGGUAUUAGCCAUCGUGGCUUUGGUGGUGGCAUUUACAUCAUUUUUUGUUAUUCCCAAGAAUAUCGUGAACAAUUCAUCUCACAGAGGAGGGUUUGAUUGGGUUGGCUCGGUGACUGGUGUGUGUGGUCUUAUUCUCAUCAAUUUUGCCUUUAACCAGGGCCCUAAUGUUGGUUGGGACAAACCCUACGUGUAUGUUUUAUUGAUUGUGGGAUUUCUCUUUGUUGGAGCAUUUUUCGUGGUUGAGAGAAAGGUUAAAAACCCUUUGGUGCCCAAGGAGGUGAUGAGAGGUGAAACUGGGUUUGUUUUAGGGUGCAUUGCUGCUGGUUGGUCCAGUUUUGGUAUCUGGCUUUUUUACACCGCCAGAUUUCUCUCAGUAUUGGACCUUCUUUCACCUAUGCAAGUAACCGUUCGGUAUAUCACUGUGCUCCCCAUGGGAAUAGCUGCUGCUGGUCUCACUGCGGUUUUACUUCCAAAAAUAAAUGUGUCUUACAUCAUGAUUAUUGCCAUGACUGCUUUUCUUGUUUGCAAUGUAUUGAUAGGGAAUAGACCUGUUGGGCAAGUGUACUGGGCACAAAAUUUUGUAUCUUUCCUCAUUGGUCCAUUUGGAAUGGAUAUGAGUUUUCCAGCAGCUACUGUCAUAUUGUCCCAUAGUUUCCCCAAGCACCAACAAGGUGUGGCGGCGUCAUUAGUUUCCACAAUCGUAAACUACUCCAUCUCAAUUGGUCUAGGACUUGCAGGAACCGUCGAGUACUACACCGUAAAGGGACAACCAGAUACUUUUGAAGUGACAGAAAGAGGAAUCCGUAGAGCCUUCUACAUGGGCAUGGGACUCGGAGGCUUAGGAGUUGUGACAGCUAUUGUAUUUAUUUUCUAUGAAAGGGCUAAAGACAAAAGGAAAGAAAAGGCCAGUAGUGAUGCAAAAGAGCAUUCUUAAUCUCCAUUUGUAGCUAAUCGAAGAACAAUGUCAUUAAACAAAAAUAGAAAACAGUGUUAUGUACUGUUAUAAGAUACAUAUAUAUAUUUGAAAAGCUAAUGAAAAGGCAAGUUUAAAUGAUGUUAUACUCUUUAGCAAAUGCCACGAUAUUUUCUGCAACUUCAGGAGCAUGACUGAUCCCAGCAAAGUGUCCGCCUGGAAUAUCAACCAAUUUGACGUUCUUGGAGUCUCUCUUAAAAGCUUCCUGGCCUGCCUUAGGGAAAAUGAAGUCAUUAACUCCCCAAAUGACUAAAAUUGGAACAUUUGAAGUACGAAAGUACUGGUGAAACACAGGAUACUUCUUGACAUUGUUUCGGUAAUCUGUGAACAAAGUCAAUUGGUUGUGGGUGGUGUUGGGAUAUUCACUUAAAAGUUGAAAGUCAACAACAGGACCCUCAGGAUCAACCCUGCUUAAAUCCUCUUCACCAUCGAAGUACUGAGAAUGAUAAGGCUCAUAGGUAAGGAAAAGCUUGGUCAAUUCAGCAUUGAUACUUUCCAAUUGGCUACUUUCUUUUGGUGUUAAACUAGGCUUUUCAACCAACUCCCAGACUAUUCUCAAAGGGUCCCAAAAUUCUUGAAGUGCAUCCUCGUAUGCAUUUCCGUUUUGACUAAUGAUGGACGAAACCUCAUAUUUUGGGUCGAGUGCCAAUCGGAACCCCACCGGAGCACCGUAGUCGAAGACAUAGACGCUGAAUUUGGUGAUUUUCAACUCAUCUAAUAAUAAGCUUACUGUCUCAGCAAGCGCAUCAAAGGACAAGUUGAAGUCUUCAGGCAACUUGGUCUGACCAAAAGCUGGUAAGUCAGGAGCAAUUAUAUGGAACUUAUCAUUUAAUAAGGGAAUUAUUUGGGCAUAUUGCCUAGACGAACUCGGGAAUCCGUGUAAAAGAAGCAAAAUUGGUUUCGACUUGCAGCCACUUUCUCUAUAGAAAAUUUCGACUCCGUUGGAGAGCUUGGUAGUUUUGAAAGUAGUGGUGGACAUCGGUUGUUUCGGAAAGAUCAAUUGACUUUUGAAGUGAAUUGUAUCCUAAUUGAACGGAACUCUCUUCUCUUUAUAUAGUGUGAAACUGGCCGGAAGUAUGCACGGAUAGCAU
Yamadazyma tenuis ATCC 10573 is the source of this 2714-nucleotide messenger RNA. RefSeq lists its product as uncharacterized. Gene Ontology annotation, cellular component: membrane. Gene Ontology annotation, biological process: transmembrane transport. The record is from RefSeq and is a predicted model, not a curated record. Gene Ontology annotation, molecular function: transmembrane transporter activity. Lineage: Eukaryota; Fungi; Ascomycota; Pichiomycetes; Serinales; Debaryomycetaceae.